AUGUUUGUUUACAGCUUACUGCUCUUGGUGGGACAAUUGAGCCUCGUUGCGGCUCAGGCACUCCCUUUCACCUUUACGGGCUUCAUUGAAAGGUAUGUUAUACAGCAAUUCCGAAACAGGCUAUUGUGUUAAUGAAUUCAGUGCAUCACCAAAUUCAGGGUCGGCUGCCAAUCGUGGUGGCACAGUCAAGAUAUCUGGAUAUACAAUCACAAUUCCAGAUAAUCUUUUAGUUGAAUUCCCAGCUGCCAUCGUUCCAUUUGCCGAAUUUUCGGAAGGCAAUAAACCAGGCCAAAAUGAGGUUACUGUAUGUACCUCUAGCAAUGAUUAUCUCAUGAAUUGUGGAUUUAACACAAUUUCUAUUUAGGUCACCGGAAAUGUUGUCAACGACAACUUCAUCGCAGGUCAAAUGACUUAUAACCAGGUUGAUGCGGCCUUCGCUUCUGGUGUCAUCAAAUCGCUCGGCUUUGAUGGCAGUAUUGUGAUCGAGAACGGUCCCACCCUACGUAUCAAUGACCCCAAUGCCAAAUAUAGUGCUGGUUUUGAUUCAAUUCCUCUCUUCACUGCGGACGAUGAGAAUCCUUCCAUCACAAGUUUCAGCGGCUUUCCAGUUUGUGUUCCUAGAAGUGCUAAUGAUCCAAAAUGUCCUUCUGCCAAUCGACCUCCUGCUGGUUCUCGGUUAGUUGGAUUUUCCUAAAUUGAUAGCCAAAAUCAUGCUAAUUGAGAAAUCCAGUGUCAUCUCCGAUGCUCUGCACAUGGCUCCCCUCAAAGUCGGUGAUUACAUAGAGUACUCUGGGAUUCAGUUUGGUGGCCAGACGAUCGUCUAUAACCUUGUUGCAAAUAUUGAUAUCACAACAAGUGGAAGCCAGCCAGGGUUUAUACGAGUAGAAGAUGCCAUCAUUGGGGUUGCAAAUGCAGACCCCAAUGUCGAAGCUGCACGCGCCAAAGUAAUUCUCCAUUCCUUCCUUCUCGGUAAAGUCUCUCAUACUGACUACAUCACAGUUCACUGGUCUAGCCUCUCGCUCAGAUCUUCUCGUUCGAAUCUUCGCCAUCGACGAAGAUCCCUGCACAGGAGAAGUCGUCGAUCGUCUCCUCACCACCACCACGCCCGACGGAGCAGCCAGAAACAAAUGGAAGGUAGAAAUAGCCCGAGGCACAAACAUCGGACUCUACACUCGCAACUACCGCAUCAAAAUCGGUGAUACCACUACACAGACUACCGAUGGUAUUCUUGCAGGCCAAUAUGUUCAACCCGUUACCGAAUGGAUCUUCCCAGAGCUAGUCACACCAGGUGGAGCACCUCCACCAAAUGACUUUUCCAACAUCGGUCCCCUCGCGAAUGGAUUUGGAUUUGUCGACGGCGUACUUUUCGGACAACUCAAGCCCUGGCCUGGAUCGAAUGCCCCCGUGCCAGCCAAAACGAACUGCCAACCUCCCUCAGCUACAACUUCCACAGCACCCACCUCCACAGACCCCAUACAAAUCAAGGCCGACGCUGGCGCAGACGUAAAAGCCCUCGGCGGCGUCUCUCUCCUCCUCACCGCAAAACAAACUGGCGACAACGUCCCAGACUCCUCUCUUACCUACGCCUGGACCCAACUACCAGGCUCACCAACAGUAACCCUCACCAACGCAAACACCGCCAACGCGCGCAUCACCCUCCCCAAGCUCUCCGGCGCCUCCGUCCCACGAACCUUCCAAGUCGUAAUAACCCACACGCCCUCGGGGACCAAAACCAACGACACGGUUAUCAUCACCUCCUUCGCUCCCAGCAACAACGUCUUCGAUCACCCCGUGAUCGAUAGUCUGACCUGGGCGUCUCGACAAAGCGGGUCUGCGACUGCAGCCGCGCAUUCGGAUCUGGUGGACGCGACGGCGACGAUGACGAUUAGGUUUAGUAGUGAGACGACGGAGCGGCAGAUGACGAGGGGAGUGGUUGGUGAGGGGGUUGUGUCGUAUAGCUUUCCUGCUGUGGGGGCGAGGAUUACGAUUCCGAGGUAUACUAGUGCGACUAUUAGGAGUUAUCUUGGGGGUGCGGCGGUGGGGGGACCGGUUGUGGUUUCUAGUAAUGUUGGAUAG
This is a messenger RNA of Hymenoscyphus albidus, 2076 nucleotides long. Lineage: Eukaryota; Fungi; Ascomycota; Leotiomycetes; Helotiales; Helotiaceae. The record is from the annotation of a GenBank genome assembly.